AUGGCAACCGUACUAGAGACCCGAGCAGAGAAGUUUGGAGCGCGAAGCUUUCAAAUAGAGUCCGACUUGCAUCUCGAAGGUGGCCCUAACAGAUUCGACCCCUAUGAAUUCUACACGUUCCCCCACAUAGGUCGUUUUCUUCUUCUGCCUGGCGACAUCGGCAGUCUCAAGGCGACCCAUGCUACUAGAUAUAAGACUUUCACAGACAGAAUGAGGAAAGAGUACGACCACGUCUUUCUCAUUGCCGGAAAUGCGGAAUGGAAGAAUGGAAACGUCUCCAUGUCGGAUACGCUUUCGACAUUCAAAAAAUUGCCUUUUGAUGACAUCGGCGAGACUCCGACGCCGGGACGUCUCACAGUCCUCGAGAAUGAAACCUAUGAUAUGGAAACUGAAUACGGGCUCAACAUCACUAUACUAGGAUGUACGAUGUGGAGCAAGAUCCGAGCCGAUGCGCCCCGCGGUGCUGGGGAUGGCGCUUCAAUCAACGGCAACAGCCAAGCAGCCCACAAUGCUCGCUAUGAAGAGUCGAUCGCUUGGAUAAGGAGAACCGUACUUGAAGUUCGCCACAAUAAGCCGAAUCACACCAUAAUAGUCAUGACGCAUCAUGCUCCCACUAUUAGAGGAUCCGGUCAAAAACGAAGGGAGCUCUCUCCCACGGACAACACAGCCACCAGUUUGUUCAGUGCGUAUCAGACAGAUAUCCUCGGGGGCGAGAGUGUAGAAGGAUUACGGGCAAACGAUAUAUGGACUUUUGGACAUACGCACUUCUCUUGCGACUUUGAGAUAGACGACGUUAGAGUGGUUGCAAAUCAGCGUGGAGGCGCCAAAAACGACGGAGCAAAGAUGCAUGGCUUGGAGCAUAAUUUCAGGGAGGAAGACCAAUACAAGACGCCCGUGAAAAAUGCCUAG
Mollisia scopiformis is the source of this 909-nucleotide messenger RNA. RefSeq lists its product as uncharacterized. Bases 1 to 909 code for a protein of 302 amino acids. The transcript has 3 exons. The record is from RefSeq and is a predicted model, not a curated record. Lineage: Eukaryota; Fungi; Ascomycota; Leotiomycetes; Helotiales; Mollisiaceae.